AUGUCAGGCGCUGGAGGAAAUUGGCGCAAAGACACCACCCGGGCGCGCACGGGCGCGCACAGGCGCACCCCGGGGAACGCGCACCCCGAUUCCCCGGCGGAGCUGAGUGGGAAGUACGGACCCGUGUUCACCGUGCACCUGGGACCCUGGCGGCGCGUGGUGGUGCUGGUCGGGCGCGAGGCGGUGCAGGAAGCCCUGGGCGGCCAGGCAGAGGAGUUCGGCGGGCGGGGGACGCUGGCAACUCUGGACCCGACCUUUGACGGCCAUGGGGUCUUCUUCUCCAACGGGGAGCGGUGGAGGCAGCUGAGGAAAUUUACCACGCUCGCCCUGCGGGACCUGGGCAUGGGGCGGCGGGAAGGCGAGGAGCUGAUCAGCGCCGAGGCCCGGUGCCUGGUGGAGGCCUUCCAGGGGACAGAAGGACAGCCAUUUGACCCCUCCCUGCUGCUGGCCCAGGCCACCUCCAAUGUCAUCUGCUCCCUCACCUUGGGCCUCCGUUUCCCCUACGAGGAUGAGGAGUUCCAGGCUGUGGUCCGGGCUGCUGGCGGCAUCCUGCUGGGGAUCAGUUCCCCGUGGGGCCAGGCCUACGAGAUGUUCUCCUGGCUCCUGAAGCCCCUUCCGGGACCCCGCACCCAGCUCCUCGGCGACUUGGGCGCCCUGGCCACCUUUGCCAUUGAGCAGGUGCAGCGGCACCAGGGGAGUGUGGACACCUCAGGCCCUGCACGUGAUGUUGUGGAUGCCUUCCUGCUGAAGAUGGCAAAGGACAAGCACGAUCCAAACACAGAAUUCACUGACAAGAACUUGCUGAUGACUGUCAUUUAUCUGCUGUUCGCCGGGACGGCUACGGUCAGCGCCAUGAUCCGCUACACCCUCCUGCUCCUGCUGAAAUACCCUCAGGUCCUAGAGCGCGUGCAGGAGGAGUUGACAAGGGAGCUGGGGGCUGGCCGGGCGCCAGGCCUGGGGGACCGAGCUCGCCUCCCGUACACGGACGCGGUUCUGCACGAGGCGCAGCGGCUGCUGGCACUGGUGCCCAUGGGGAUACCCCGCGCCCUCACGAGGACCACCUGCUUCCGAGGGUACACCCUGCCCCAGGGUACUGAGGUCUUCCCCCUCCUGGGCUCUGUCCUGCACGACCCCGAGGUCUUCGAGCAGCCAGAGGAGUUCAACCCAGGCCGAUUCCUGGAUGCAGAUGGAAGGUUCAAGAAGCAGGAGGCAUUCCUGCCUUUCUCCUUAGGUAAGCGUGUCUGCCUCGGGGAGGGCCUGGUGCGAGCGGAGCUCUUCCUCCUUGUCACCGCCAUCCUGCAGGCCUUCUCCCUGGAGAGCCCGUGCCCGCCGGCUGCCCUGAACCUCCAGCCAGCUGUCAGUGGCCUUUUCAAUAUCCCCCCAAACUUCCAGCUGCAAGUUCGGCCCCGCUGACCUCCACCCCACCCCAUCACGUGGACCAAAUAAAGGAGGGGGCUUUGGGAGGUGGUGUCCUCAACCUUGGGCAUGGACAUGGCUGUGUCCAAAG
This is a messenger RNA of Miniopterus natalensis, 1507 nucleotides long. The record is from RefSeq and is a predicted model, not a curated record. NCBI's taxonomy places the organism in Eukaryota, Metazoa, Chordata, Mammalia, Chiroptera, Miniopteridae.